This is a messenger RNA of Clonostachys byssicola, 684 nucleotides long. The record is from the annotation of a GenBank genome assembly. Lineage: Eukaryota; Fungi; Ascomycota; Sordariomycetes; Hypocreales; Bionectriaceae.
AUGGGAUCUUACGAUAACUCUGGGGGCAAUUAUGAUUGGAGCGCCUACUAUGCCCAGGCAGGUGGCUCCUCUUCCCAAUACCCCCAGCAUCAAGAAUACUCGUAUGAAGGCGAAAACAACACUGAAGGUGUUCCCGCCCAAGGAGGGACAUUCCCCUCCGCCGGUCAGACUCAGCAUCCAUCAUAUGCAUCUGGAAGUGAUCCCCAGGCCUCUGGGGCGGCUGGGUGCUAUGGAGGAACGGAUGGCACUAUCAGUCCCACAAAGACUGAUUAUGAAGGUAACACUCGCAAAGGAUAUAGGUUUUGUUGUGGGAAAUGGUUCAAAAAGGGACGUGAUGAAACGAGACAUCGCAAUACACACGAGCGCCCUCACUCAUGUCAAACCGGGGAAACCUUUGUCAAGGGGGUCCGGGUCAUCUGUGACAAGUCGUUUGCAUCUGUGAAGGAGUUGAACGAGCACUAUUACGUUCACCACAAGAAAUGGGCCAAGGCAAAUGGCAUACCUGACCCCAGACGCCGCUGCAUGGGCUGCUCAGCAAUAUUGCCAAAGGCGGGUUCCAUUAAGAAGCAUCUCAAAUCUCAUCCCGAUUGCAAUGCACUGGUUGGAAAUCUACCAACCGACAGCCAGACAGUCCCCUACAGUGGCAGCGAGGAGGACAAUGGUGAGGGUAGCUAUCAGGGCUGA